AUGGCUCAUGUCACUUCAGACCAGGUGGUACAAUUUUCAAUGGAAGAAGUCCAAUCAACGAAGUAUCGCGCUUCUCAUUCGUUGUUGGGCAGGGUUUUCAUUUCUAAUAGGAUCUCUAUGACAGAGUUGAGAGAUUCGGUGAUCACUCCUUGGCUCAUCCAAGGGCGACUCGGGGUGGUGCUGGCUAAGCACGGUUUGGUGGAGUUCAUGCUCCCAAGCAAAGAGGCCAAGAUUUGGGUGCUUAAACGCACCCCCUGGGUUAUAAAUGACCAGAUCAUCCAUCUCCGGCCAUGGACUCUUGCUAUCACUAAGCAAACAUUUGAUGAUCUUGCAAUUGCCCCAUUCCCGAUCCAAUUGUGGGAUGUUGAAGAAGACUGUUGCACGCAGCAGUUUGGAAGAAAAAUGGUGAGUGCUAAGAUCGGGAAAGUGUUGGAAACAAGUGUUUUCGCCUGUCAAGAUACUGGGUCCUGGUUUGUGAAAGUCAAAGUGUUAGUUGACUUUACCAAACCCCUUCGUUCCCAGAUCAUGGCCACUAAUGAUGACACAGGGUGCUUCUGGGUUAGCUUAAAAUACGAGUACCUACCAAGCUUCUGCUACAAGUGUGGUAGGGUGAGUCAUUCACUCCGCGCCUGUACCUUUGAUCCUCCUGCACGAAAAGAAAAGUGUGGUCCUCAUAUGGCCACUAGGAAGCUGGGGACCCGUAUUUACGAUACGGAGGAGAGCAAUCUCGUCUUCCCGAGAGGCGCCAACACGGUUUGGAUUAAGAAAUCCUACCGGGACCCAAAAGGAAGAAAGGAUGAAAGUAGUUUUGCUCAUGGUGGGGAGAUACAGGAGCCGACUCUCCAAUCCCAGCCUCGACAACAUCCAGUACCUCCAAGGAAGGUUGCUCUUCCUGCUCCGAUGGGGUCUCAACGCAGACAGAGCCCUCGCGGCUUCCGGGUGACGCGGUCGCCUAAUCUCAUGGUUGGUCGGGCUGCGCGUCCGACCCAUGCUCAGAAUGAGAAUUUUGAUAGGGUUCAUACCAUCACUCGGAGUAAUGAGCGGAGCAAAGAAGGAGAUAGGGAACUGCAGGGGAGGAAGGAGAGAGAUGGGGAACGGCAGGGGCGGCAUAGCCAGUAG
Molecule: messenger RNA, 1119 nt
Organism: Linum trigynum
Lineage: Eukaryota; Viridiplantae; Streptophyta; Magnoliopsida; Malpighiales; Linaceae
Source: the annotation of a GenBank genome assembly